Messenger RNA from Priceomyces carsonii, 312 nucleotides. RefSeq lists its product as uncharacterized. The record is from RefSeq and is a predicted model, not a curated record. The coding region runs from base 1 to 312 and encodes 103 amino acids. Lineage: Eukaryota; Fungi; Ascomycota; Pichiomycetes; Serinales; Debaryomycetaceae. The transcript has a single exon.
AUGUUAAUUUUUGAUCCAAAGAAGAGAAUCAGCGCUGCAGAUGCUUUGACUCAUCCAUACAUGGAGCCUUACCAUGAUCCAACGGACGAGCCUAUUUGUGAAGUGAAAUUCGAUUGGAGUUUUAAUGAUGCGGAUUUGCCAGUUGAUACUUGGAGGGUAAUGAUGUAUAGCGAAAUCCUUGAUUUCCAUCAAAUUGUUGGUGCUGGUGGCCCUGGUCAUUCAAUUCCACAAGAGGAAGAGCUAGCUCAAAUUCAAAAGGAGGGAAUUCAAGCACCAAUAACUUCACAAAAACAUGAGCAAAAAGUAGAGUAA